Chrysochloris asiatica (Cape golden mole) is the source of this 1368-nucleotide messenger RNA. RefSeq names its product epoxide hydrolase 1, microsomal (xenobiotic) (gene EPHX1). The record is from RefSeq and is a predicted model, not a curated record. Gene Ontology annotation, molecular function: epoxide hydrolase activity. Lineage: Eukaryota; Metazoa; Chordata; Mammalia; Afrosoricida; Chrysochloridae. The transcript has 8 exons. The coding region runs from base 1 to 1368 and encodes 455 amino acids. Gene Ontology annotation, biological process: epoxide metabolic process; arachidonate metabolic process.
AUGUGGCUGGAAAUCUUCCUUGCCUUGGUGCUGGGCGUUGUCAUCUAUUGGUUUGUCUCCCGGGACAAGGAAGAAACCUUGCCCAUUGAAUAUGGGUGGUGGGGGCCAGGAACGACACCCACCACUGGGGAGGACGAGAGCAUCCGCCCCUUCAAGGUGGAAACCUCGGAUGAGGAAAUCGACGACUUACACUGGAGGAUUGAUAAGACCCGCUUAAGCCGGCCUUUGGAGGACAGCUGUUUCCACUAUGGUUUCAACUCCAACUAUCUGAAGAAAGUCAUCUCCUAUUGGAGGAAUGAAUUUGAUUGGAAGAAGCAGGUGGAGAUUCUCAACAGGUAUCCUCACUUCAAGACUAAGAUUGAAGGCUUGGACAUCCACUUCAUCCACGUGAAGCCUCCAAAGAUGCCUGCAGGCCGUAUCCCGAAACCCUUGAUGUUGGUUCAUGGCUGGCCCGGAACCUUCUAUGAGUUUUAUAAAAUCAUCCCUCUCUUGACCGACCCCAAGAGCCACGGCCUGAGUGACGAGCAUGUAUUUGAAGUCAUCUGCCCUUCCAUUCCAGGCUAUGGCUUCUCAGAGGCAUCUUCAAAGAAGGGCUUAAAUUCCGUGGCCACUGCCAGGAUCUUUUAUAAGCUGAUGCUGCGACUGGACUUUCAGGAGUUCUAUGUUCAAGGUGGAGACUGGGGCUCCCUGAUCUGCACCAACAUAGCCCAGAUGGUGCCCAGCCACGUGAAAGGCCUGCAUUUAAACAUGGCCUUCGUUAUGAAAAAUUCCUUCUUCCUGACUCUUAUGCUGGGACGACGUUUCCAGGGAUUUUUGGGCUGCACUGAGACAGACAUAGAGCGUUUGUUCCCCUUCAAGGAGAAGGUCUUAAACAGCAUAGUGAGGGAGAGCGGCUACAUGCACAUCCAGUCCACAAAGCCGGACACUGUGGGCUGUGCUCUGAAUGACUCCCCUGUGGGGCUGGCUGCCUAUAUUUUGGAGAAGUUUUCCACCUGGACCAAUUCGGAUUUCCGAAACCUGGAAGAUGGAGGCUUGGAAAGGAAGUUCUCCCUGGAUGACCUGCUGACCAACAUCAUGCUCUACUGGACAACUGGGACCAUCGUCUCCUCCCAGCGCUUCUACAAGGAGAACUUGGGGCAGGGCAUAAACGUCCACAAGCAUGAACAGAUGAAGGUCCAUGUGCCAACGGGCUUUGCUGCCUUCCCUUGCGAGUUACUGCACGCCCCGGAAAAGGUGGUGAGAUCCAAGUUCCCCAAACUGCUCUCCUAUUCCUACAUGCCCCGUGGAGGCCACUUUGCUGCCUUUGAGGAACCAGAACUGCUUGCCCAGGACAUCCGCAAGUUUGUGGGGCUGGUGGAGCGGCAGUGA